This is a messenger RNA of Oncorhynchus keta (chum salmon), 1757 nucleotides long. RefSeq lists its product as uncharacterized. Lineage: Eukaryota; Metazoa; Chordata; Actinopteri; Salmoniformes; Salmonidae. The transcript has 8 exons. Gene Ontology annotation, biological process: biosynthetic process. The record is from RefSeq and is a predicted model, not a curated record. The coding region runs from base 745 to 1569 and encodes 274 amino acids.
CCUUCUCUUCAACAGAAGAAUGUUGUAAUCUGGACGAAGCACUGGAUGUCAGUGAGCGCGCCAUUACGUCCAUAGUUUACGUUAGCUAGCAGGCUAUUUUAACCUUUCUUACACUCUAAAGUACUUGCAUAGACAGUUUUAGAAUAACGGGUUAAACUUGUUGAUAGCAUCACGGCACAACAUUGUUGCCUCAAAGUCCAAAUUAAUGUGUAAGAUUCUUUGCUCUUGGCAACCAAGACGCUCAGCCUUGGUUACGGCGCGUUUUUGUCUAGACAGACUUGGGGUGCGUUCGUAAAUUCGUUAGUUAUUCUGCUCCCUGGCACACUCUAAGAGAGUGCUCUGAAAUCGUAGUAGAUAGCCAGAGUGAAUUUUCGAACGCACCCCUGAUCUCCUCAUAAAGUUUUCCAAUUUGUGACAUAUGGGGGCGCUGUUCAAUUACUUUUGAAGGCGUUGCUUUGUUGAGACUUUGUAUUGUAACCUACAGCGCACUGUCGGUUUUCCCCCCCAAAUGUAUUUUUUACGUCGUGGAGGAAUGAGAUUCUGAUUGACACAGGUUCGUGUAUUCACUAUUGCACACAGAUGUGAAGUCGUAUGUUAUCAUUGCUGCUUUGAUACGUAUACUUGACCUAUAACUCACUGCUUUUAGGUAACUGUUUACAGCAACAUUUGAACUAGCGUCUUAUUUAGCCACUUAGCUAAAUAAGUGACUGACGCUAAGUAGCCCACUCUGGCACGGUUGUUUAAAUGAAAGCGGUUAUUCUCGCUGCGGGAUAUGGAACAAGGUUGCAGAGAGAUGUUGAUAACGACACGAGCGGAAGAUUCAAACAUCUGGCUGGCAUUGCCAAGCCACUGCUUCCUGUGGGGCACUGUGCCUUGAUAUCUCACUGGGUCCAAGCUUUGAAUACCACUGGAUGCGUGGACACCGUCUUUGUCAUUACCAAUGCCCUUCACCACAAAGCAUUUGAGGAGUGGGCCCUGGACUUCCCUAAUGUCAAAGUACUAAGUGAUGGAACAAAGAGCAAUGAGGACCGUCUUGGUGCUGUCGCCUGUCUUCAGCUAACAGUCAAGCACUUCAAGAUCGAAGACCAUGUAAUAGUUAUCGGAGGAGACACUUUGUUCAAGGAAGAGUUCAGUCUCAUUAAAGUUAAAGAGAAGUUUUCUGACCUGCAAGCAAUGUGUGAAGACAGCAGUCUGGUUCUUUCCUACCAAUGUAAAGAUGAGGAGACACAGAAGUAUGGUAUUUUGGAAGUCGAUGAACACCUUCGGGUGCUCUGUAUGAAGGAGAAACCUCUUCCGUCGGAGACAAAAUCAAGGAGAGCAUGUCCAUGUUUCUACUUGUUUUCCAUGAAAAUCCUUCAUCUAUUGGAUGCCUUUCUUGAUGAAAAUAAGGAAGCACCAAUCGAAGAAAAGGACGCACCUGGAAACUUUUUGUCAUGGCUCAUUUCAAGAAAGCCUGUGUAUAUUCAUCAGAUUUCUGGCCGUUUUGAUGUGGGAAACCUGCCCUCCUAUGUUGAAUGUGACCGGUACUUCAAAGAAAAUCUUCGAGAUGUGAAGUCUUAUAUGAUGUAGUGUGCACAGAGCCAUGUUUGAGAUUUACAAUUUUCUUCACAUUGCCACUUUAUUUGUGCCUUAAUAUUAAACAUUUUCAAAAUAUUCUAAUUAUAUUAAUCAAAAUGUGUAUUUGUAUAUUUAUUGGAAAUUAACACAUCUGUUCAUAUUUUAGUUCACUGUGACCCUAAUUAAGAGGAUGAAUUAGU